Megalobrama amblycephala (Wuchang bream) is the source of this 1500-nucleotide messenger RNA. Its product is annotated as G2/M phase-specific E3 ubiquitin-protein ligase-like. Lineage: Eukaryota; Metazoa; Chordata; Actinopteri; Cypriniformes; Xenocyprididae. The transcript is spliced from 7 exons. The record is from RefSeq and is a predicted model, not a curated record. Gene Ontology annotation, biological process: protein polyubiquitination. Gene Ontology annotation, molecular function: ubiquitin protein ligase activity. The coding region runs from base 165 to 1328 and encodes 387 amino acids.
CACAAUGUCUCUGCUGUGUCUUUAAAAACAAUAAUAAUUUUUAUAGCAUUUUUUUGUAGGUGUACUACAGGGUUAACCCAUCAGCAAAUGAAGAACUUUCAAACUCUGAAGUUCAGAUUGGGGAGGACUUUGUGGUUGUAACAGACACAGAGGAAGAACCGGUUAUGUUGGGCUCUCCUGAUUACACCAAUUCAGACUCUGAAGAAGCAGAUUUGGCCGACAUUCUGAGAUCAUUCCAGAAAGACCACCUGGACACUGAAAAUUGUGCCAUUGUUGUUGCAAGACGGUCAAAAAUUCUUCACAGUGCCUGUCAAGCUCUGUCAAAGAGCUACUUUGCUUGGCACAGAACUCCACGAAUUGAGUUUGUUGGAGAGUCUGCUGAAGAUCAUGGUGGGCCACAAAGAGAGUUCUUUAGGCUCUUAAUGAUCGAGGCACAGUCAGCACUUGGAAUUUUUGAAGGAAAGCAAGGCCAGGUUUUUUUUGCCUACAACCAGUCAGCCUUAGAACAGAACCGGUUUUACACGUGUGGAAAACUCAUUGCUUGGUCACUGAUUCAUGGAGGCCCAGGCAUUAAAGCCCUUCAUCCAACUUUGUAUUUGUUGAUGUGUGGACAGGAAGGGCAGUUGGAUAGGUUUGAUUUUCAGGACUUGCCUGAUGAUGAAGUGCAGUUAAAGUUGCAACAGAUCAAGCAGUGCAAAAGUGUGGGAGACCUAAUUUCACUGAAGGCCUCUCUUGGAGACUGGAUUGCAGAAUGUGGGGUACCCUGGAUCUACAAUGCUGGCCUUCCUGAAAUGCCCAGAGUUUACAGCCUGGUCAUUAAACACUUCAUUUAUCUUAGGCCUGCUAGCAUGAUUUUACAGUUUAAGGCAGGAAUUAAUUCAUGUGGAUCCCUUUGGCAGACAGUGGAAAACAACUGGAUGGCAUUCAAGCCUCUGUUCACUAACACUCAGAAGCCACUGACGAGAAAUGAGUUCAAAGACCUUCUUGUUGUGAACUGGAGUGAUGAAGGCAGCAACCACAGACAGAUUGAAGAGGACACCAUCUUUGCUUGGGAAUGUUUACUCAACAGCAUUCAGGAAAAAGAGACCUCUCUGAUGUUUGAGGAUCUUCUGACAUUCAUGACCGGUGCUGAUGCUGUCCCUCCUCUUGGCUUUCCCAAAAAAGCUGAAAUUGACUUCUACACUCAAGAAGACGGAUGCCGGAGACUGCCUUAUGCAUCAACAUGCUCAAUGGUGCUUUUCCUUCCAAGAGGGGUACUUGAUGAAUCAGAGUUACAAAACCUGCUGAUAGAUGCAGUAAAAGGCUCAGUUGGGUUUGGAAAAAUUUAGAUCUGUUAUAAUAUUCUUUAUUAUUUUGCUCUGGAUCAUGUUCUUCAUCAUGCUGCCCUGAUUUUCCAAAUGUUCAAUAUAUUAGAGAGUAAUAGUUUACCGUAAAAUGAAAAUGAUCCCAUAAUUUAUUCAUACUAGUUGUAUAGGACUUUCUUCUUUCAGCCGAACACAA